GUCACGUUAUAUUGACCGGAAAAUUUGAUCAUGUGAUGAAAAUUUGUUUUGUUAUUUUUUUGGUUCUAUUUUGGGAAGAAGAAAGUUGUUGACUUCAUAACAUCAGUAAUACUCAAGUGGCUUAAUAGUUAUCGCAGCAAUGAUCGUUUAUCAACAGAUAUUGGUAAUCAGCCUGUUUGUCUGUAUCUUGGGAAUUAAUCAUGUAAAUAGUACAGAGUUUGAUACAUUAAAACAUUUGAAAGCGAAAACAUCAGCUGAAAUACAAACUGAAUCAGUAAAAGAUUUAAUAAAACGUGUGCUAGGUUCUAGAAGCAGUGAAUUUAAUGUUACUGUUGAUUUUAAUCUCGGACCACAAGGAAAAGAUACAUAUAAGAUCAUUACAGAAAAUGGAGUACAGAAAAUCAGUGGAAGUACGGGAGUGGCCGUUGCUAUGGGAUUUUAUUAUUAUAUAAAAUAUUAUUGUAAUGGACAGUAUACAUGGGCGGGUAAACAAGUGAAUCUACCUGUAAAUUUACCUACAAUACCUUCACCUGGUUUAACUAGAACCACCUUGGACAGGUUCCGUUAUUAUCAAAAUGUUUGUACUGUGAGUUAUAGUUUAGCGUGGUUAAAUUGGACAAGAUGGGAGAGACAUAUUGAUUGGAUGGCCCUGCAGGGUAUAAAUCUACCUCUAGCUUUUACUGGACAGGAGGCCAUAUUUCAACGGGUAUAUAUGAAUUUAGGUUAUAGUUUCCAGGAUUUAGAAGAACAUUUUGGUGGACCAGCGUUUUUAGCCUGGGCUCGAAUGGGUAACAUACGCGGUUGGGGUGGACCAUUACCAUCGGCUUGGAUUACAGAUAAAUUAGUUUUACAACAUAAAAUAUUGGAUAGAAUGAGAUCUCUUGGAAUGAUUCCGGUAUUACCAGGAUUUGCAGGACAUGUUCCAGCAGCUACAACACGUUUGUAUCCAAAUGCUAAUAUUACCAGAUUAAGCCAGUGGGGUCGCUUUGGAUCUAACUAUUCAGAAACAUAUAUAUUAGAUUUUGAAGAUCCAUUAUUCAUAAAAAUAGGUUCAAGUUUUAUUAGAGAGAUGAAGAAUGAAUUUGGAGUUGAUCAUAUAUAUAAUGCUGAUUCAUUUAAUGAAAUGACACCCAGAUCCAGUGAAGCAAGUUAUUUGGCAUCAGCUUCUCGAGGUGUUUAUCAGGCCAUGAUUGACGCUGAUCCUCAAGCUAUAUGGUUAAUGCAAGGAUGGCUAUUCCUGUCAUCAUUCUGGGGUCCAACACAAAUUGAGGCGUUAUUAACAGCUAUACCAAAAGGUAGGAUGAUUGUAUUAGAUCUUUAUUCAGAAUUAAGGCCAAUUUAUUCCCGAACCAAAUCAUAUUAUGGCCAGCCAUUUAUAUGGUGUAUGUUACAUAAUUUUGGUGGAACUAUGGAAUUAUACGGUGCUUUAGAUUUGGUUAAUAAGGGACCAUUCACCGGAAGAAAUUUUGUGAAUUCUACAAUGAUAGGUACCGGUAUUACACCAGAAGGUAUUUUCCAAAAUGAAGUCGUGUACGAGUUUAUGAAUGAAAAUGCUUGGAGAACAGAACCAAGGAAUAUUUCUCAGUGGAUAUCUGAUUACGCCCGACAGAGAUACGGACAGUUUGAUAUAAAUGCUGAUAAAGCAUGGCAAAUACUACAGAGCUCAGUCUACAAAGCAAUGGACGAUCAUCACGAUAGAGACUUAGUAUUUCUUACACGGAGGCCAAAUAUAGUUAUAGAACUUUUUAUUUGGUACAAACCCAGUGAUUUAUAUCAAGCUUGGGAAUAUAUGGUCAUGGCUUCAACCCAACUAAAAACUAACGAAUUGUUCAGAUAUGAUUUAGUUGAUGUCACUAGGAAUAGUUUACAAGUUAUUUCUAUGAAGAUGUAUUCUGAUAUACUCACAGCUUAUAAGAUAAAAAAUAUCACAGCUCUACAAAAUUCAGGUGACAAGUUUAUAAAACUAUUAACAGAUGUAGACCUUCUGUUGGCAUCUGAUACACAUUUUCUUCUAUCUAACUGGAUUGGUGAUGCUUUAGCUUGGGCAACUGAUAUUGUUGAAGGAGCUCUAUAUGAAUAUAAUGCUCGUAAUCAAAUUACGUUAUGGGGACCCGACGGUCAGAUUGUAGAUUAUGCUUCUAAACAGUGGGCUGGUUUAUUCAUGGAUUAUUAUAAACCAAGAUGGCAGCUGUUUAUUGAUACUUUAAUAAACUGUGUUAAAACCGGAGAAACGUUUAACAGCAAAACUUUUGAAUCAGAUGUGCUAACCAAAGUGGAAAAACCAUUUACAUUUUCUACUAAAAUGUAUCCAAGAACCCCUACAGGUGAUUCUGUGUCAAUUGCAUCCAAACUGUAUUCCUAUUACAGGCCAUCAACAAAGGAACAUGAUCAGUUUUAUAAAAAUCACCUGAAAAGCUCAAAAAUGUUCACUGAGAAAAACAAAAACUUGGACAAACAUUUAUCAAGAUACUGGAACGAAGAUGUUGUCCAAAUGCAGAUAGAUCUUUGAAAAUAUAAUUUAUGAUAUUUUCCAUCUUGUACAUUUUUAAUAUUUUAAACAAAAUGUGAGUUAUUGAUAUAACUAAUAUUGUAAUGUGAGUUAUUGAUGUAACUAAUAUUGUAAUGUGAGUUAUUGAUAAUAAUUUAACUGACCGUGUAAUGUUAGUUAUUGAUAUAACUAAUAUUGUAAUGUGAGUUAUUGAUAAAAUUAAUAUAAGUGAUCAUGUAAUGUUAGAUAUUAAUAUAGCUGAUCAUGUAAUGCGAAUUACUAAUACAACUUGCAUUGUAAUGUGAGUUAUUAAUAUAAUUGACAUUGUAAUAUGAGUUAUUAAUAUAACUGAUAUUGUAAUGUAAGUUAUUAAUAUAACUGAUAUUGUAAUAUAACUGAUAUUGUAAUAUAACUGAUAUUGUAAUAUAACUGAUAUUGUAAUAUAACUGAUAUUGUAAUAUAACUGAUAUUGUAAUGAGGGUUAUUAAUAUAGCUGAUAAUGUGAGUUAAAUAUUGUAAUGUGAGUUAUUAAUAUCUUGUACUUUGUGGGUAUUUAUUUCAAAUUUGGUGCUGUUUAGUGAUUAAUCUGGGUGGAAGUCUACUAGUUUGUUUAACUAGAAAUGGUGUCCUAGUCUACCAGUCUAUACUGUCCUGGCCUACCAGUCUAUACUACCAGUCUAUACUGUCCUGACCUACCAGUCUAUACUGCUACAGCUUUGUUUUAAACUACACAAAUAUAUAGAGAGAAAUAAAUGGAAUUUAAUGUCCACUCGACACAAACUAGGUCGAUUUCACUUGCUUGUGUGGGCAUUUUGCUGUGGGAGGAAACCGGAGGACCCAGAGAAAAGUCAUGGUGUGACAGGUGACCCUGUUCCUUGUCAAGUACAAAAGCAGAAGCAAAACCAUGCCACUUGACUCAAUGAGAGAUCUUAUGAGCUAAUGUUAAGUUAAACAGUACGGCGACCCCCCCCCCCCCGAUCCUCAACCCACCCAUCCACCCUCCCUAUGACAUUGUGUUCAUAUUGUCUCACUGUUCACAUCUAUAUUUCAAACAAUGAAUUGUCUUAAUCUACCAGUUAAAAAGGCAAGGGUCAUUUUUCAUCCCAGCCAAUCCCUGGAUGAGCGAGAAUCUAUGUAUGACCUUUGACACUGUUUGUUAAUAUAGCACUAUUGAGGCUGGAGUGAUCAAGUCUUUGUACAUAUAAUACUCAACACAAGCUGUAAGUUUGUGUCUGGUUGUAGUCAGAUAUAGAUACUUUUUACAAACAUUUUAUUUAAAGAUACAUUAUGUAUGGGAGAUUAGAUAAAGAGCUGGGAGUUCUCACUAUAAUAGUUAAAAACUAGAUAAUGUAAAGAGAAUAUGCAGAAAAUUUCAGUCAGGAAAACCGAAUUUCAAAAACACUGUAGCCUCGAUUGUCAUUGUUACCGUUGUUAUGAUAAUAAACAAAGUCUUGAUUAUCUAUUUUUACGGUUAAUCGUCAACAGCCGUUGCAUCGCAGAUCAGAUUCAAAUCGGUUUAAGAUUGGACCAAUAAGAUGGCAUCUAGAGUUCAUUAUGGUCUUGUUAUUUUAAUACAUGUCUAAUUAAUAAUUUAUAUAACAUUUCAGGCCUAAAGAAAGACAGGCAAUACGUAGAUUUCGCUCUUGCAUAAUGUAUAUUUAAUAUGGCUAUAGCUGUGCUAUAUUCUUUUGACUGUUGUACUUGAAUAAUUGUUUAUUAAUAAAUGUCUAUAGGUGUACUCAGUGUACUUUAUUGAAUGUAUUUAAUAAAUGGCUACAAUGGACCUUUUAAUAAAUUACUAUAGCUGUACUGUGUAAACUAUUUAUAUUAAUGAAUGUCUACAAUGGUACUAUUAAUUAAUAAAUGACUAUAGCUGUACUGUACAUGUAAUAACUGUUUAUUAACAAAUGGCUACAAUGGUACUAUUUAUUAAUUAAUGACUAUAGUUGUACUAUGUAAACUAUUUAUUAAUAAAUGGCUACAUGGUACUAUUUAUUAAUAUAGUUGUACUGUGUAAACUGUUUAUUAAUAAAUGGCUACAAUGGUACUAUUUAUUAAUGAAUGUCUAUAGCUGUACUGUGUAAACUGUUUAUUAAUAAAUCUCUAUAGCAGUACUGUGUAAACUGUUUAUUAAUAAAUGGCUAUAUUUAAUGAUUUAUGACUGCUCAUUUAACCAAUUAUAAUACGUACUUAAAUCACACAGAUUAUCAAAUCACACCAUUUAUUCUAUAACUACAUGCAAACACAAGCAAAUAUCAUUGAAUACAGCCAUUGAAUAACCUAUGGUUGUAUUCUAUGGUUUGGACACGUACUACUUUUGUCCAGAAUGACGUCACUGUCAGAAUUACGUCAAACUGUAAUGAUGUCACCACUACUAGGCAUCCACAAUUUUUGUAAAAAAAAAAGAAAGAAAAAAGAUGGAACCUAUGAUGGAUGAUGAUUUUUUAAUGAUAAUCUGAAUCGUACAGUGUAAUUUGAGAUUUGCAUGUAGUUAUAGAAUAAAAACAAAACUCGAUACUGCUUGGGUUAUUCAUUGGUUCACUUGAGUGUAUCUCUGCCGCUUAGAAAUUGCGAGCCUCUCAAAAUCUAUCGUAAUCUUACAAUGUACAACGAUUAAUUUAUAAUGAAUCUAUGAUUUUGUUACUUAAAGAGGUCAACAUUACUUGCCUGUUUCCAUGUACAUCAAAUGUAUAUUGUUGUUUUAAUUGUUAAUAAAAGGGUAUUUUAAACUUGAAAAGUUAUCUUUAAAAUGUGACAUUUUAUCACAAACUGCCUGCUUCUAUAUACAUAGAAUGUAUAUUGUUAUUGUUGAUGAAAGGGUUAAUAAAGGGUAUUAUAAAAAUUGAAAA
This is a messenger RNA of Patella vulgata (common limpet), 5337 nucleotides long. Its product is annotated as alpha-N-acetylglucosaminidase. The transcript is spliced from 23 exons. Lineage: Eukaryota; Metazoa; Mollusca; Gastropoda; Patellidae. The coding region runs from base 140 to 2509 and encodes 789 amino acids. The record is from RefSeq and is a predicted model, not a curated record.